Molecule: messenger RNA, 1965 nt
Organism: Diachasma alloeum
Lineage: Eukaryota; Metazoa; Arthropoda; Insecta; Hymenoptera; Braconidae
Exons: 5
Coding region: 1-1965 (654 amino acids)
Molecular function (GO): calcium ion binding
Source: RefSeq, a predicted model, not a curated record
AUGAGCAUAUUCAAGAUCGCCUAUGGUCUACUGCUAUUGAAUUUAGUUGUUGGAAUAUCCGCCGUCAGUGAGAAGCCAGAAGUUUUCUCAACCGAUGAAUAUAUUAAUGACGAAACAGUGCCAGUCACUGAUGAGGUUAUGGAUCCAAACAUAGAAAUAAAUGAUACAGUUGAUGACGAAGAUCUGGAAGGAGGAACAGAUGCCACGUGGGAUAGAAAUCGCGCUGUACGUGACGUGGCGUAUUAUUUAAGAGCCCAUAAAUUUCUAGACUAUGAUCAUCGUUAUUACAAGAUAAAUGAGGAAUCAUUUGUGAAACUCUACCAAGAUUUUCCUAAGCCCCCAUUAAGAUCGUUAAACUGGGAAGUCCAUCAAUAUUGCAUGGAUGGCUUCACCAAUUGCCUGAAGUAUCUCGAUACCACUGUACAAUUGACCUCAUUGAAGCGGUCUGACGAUACUAUCACAAUCAUGAAACAGAACAACUGGAAUCCCGUGAAUAAUAGCCAACAGAUUUUAUCGAUACAGAAGGACUGUCAACUAGCGCAGCGUCGAGAUAAUCUGACAUUCAUCCCUUUUCAAGGACCCAUUGAGAGAUUUCAGUGGCGUACAUCAGCUAGUUAUUACAUGUGUUGGUACACAAUGCUGGAAAGUCCGGAGCUCGGACUUUUCGGUGAAACCUGUGAUAAUCAUGCCAAUUGCUUGGAUAUCUAUGGUAGCAACAACAAAGAUCCAAGAGCAGAUGACAGUAAGCCAUUUGCUUGUGCAAUGUAUAGUUUUUGUCCAGAUCACUGUUGUCCCAUGAAACACAUCUGGUACAUGGAGGAGUGUUUCCAGAGCGAUGAAAACCCGUGCUAUCAUGUCAAUCGUCCAGCUGCUAGAAAAUGUUCACUGAGGCGAGAGAGUAAUCAAGAUUUUAAUGCAUUAAUGGGCAAUCAGAUGAAUUUCAGUUGUAUAUGCCUGAUUGGGGGAUAUGAAUGGUCCUCGAGAUUUGGUUUGUGUGUUGAUGUGAAUGAAUGCACGAGAGGUCUUCACAAUUGCUCUUUCAAGGAUGGCCAGACUUGUGUCAAUCUACCUGGUAGUUUUGACUGUUUGUGCCAAUUUGGACUGGUCUGGAAUAGCGACGUGCGUAAAUGUGAGAUUAGUAAUAUCUUCGAAAGUAUCCUAGAGAACAUAUUGAACGACAAGAAUUUAAAAAGCAAGGACAAUUUCAUGACGACUUUUGUCAAAACUUUGGCUAGACAGAGUGAUAUCAUCACUAAAGUGAAGAACAUCUCCAAAAAAUCUAGUAAGAUGAAUCCAGGACGUGAAGAGGAUUUUGCGAUGGUGCGCGCGGGUUAUGUGACUGUGACGGAAAAUGUGUGGUGUCCUUGGGAGUGGGUUGAGCGUGGUAGUGCUGAGUGGGUGUUGGCCCAGGUCUCGCAGAAAAUAGCCCAACAUUAUUUGGAUGCCCACAUACGAAGGACUGGAGCAGACCAUUUCAUUAAUCUCAACCUGCAGCCGGUGGGAUAUCUUGUUGUUGAUGAGCUGGUGAACUGGCAUAUCUUCCUCCUGAGUGACGAUUUUUUUGGAUGGUGGUUUCCAAAUCGAUCGAACCGAGACGAGAGAUUCGAGGAUGAUUCUGAUGUCGGCAGUGGUGAUGAGCCGGAAGAUCACUAUAACGGUCCUAGAUUACCACCGAACCCGCAACCUCAGGCGGGACCUGACGAGGAAUAUGAGUCUGAGGGGGAGUCUGAGGAGGAAUCUGAGAGGGAGGUGUAUGAACCAUCUCAAUUUGUGGAGUAUGUGAUCCUCAUCCCCUGGGUGCUGAUACCUGCAGCUUGGCGUGCGCAAUAUCCUAGAUCGUAUCUGGAACAAGCUGCAGCCCGGGCCAUCAUGAUGAUCCACGUAGCCACUGAGUUGAUCGACUUGACCGUGAAUUUAGAGCCUCCUGCAAUCCUCAUCGCAAAUGAGGAUUAUUAUUGGUUCUGA